This is a messenger RNA of Venustampulla echinocandica, 288 nucleotides long. RefSeq lists its product as uncharacterized. Gene Ontology annotation, molecular function: protein binding. The record is from RefSeq and is a predicted model, not a curated record. Lineage: Eukaryota; Fungi; Ascomycota; Leotiomycetes; Helotiales; Pleuroascaceae. The transcript has 2 exons. The coding region runs from base 1 to 288 and encodes 95 amino acids.
AUGUCUUCGCACCGGACACUCGAAGCGGGACAUUCCAUGACGGCCUUGCGAGUCGACACACUAUCCCCAGAUUCUCUCGACUUUGGGAACUUGACGCUAAGUGCGCGACUGCCUAAACUCCCCACCGAUAUUCUCCUACAAAUAUUCGAGUACAUUGAGGAAAUUUCCUCGACAUGUCUCGGUCUGACUUGUAAGCCAUUGUACCGAACCCACCAAGAUAUCCACGGGAAGGUGAAACUUAGCGCGCCAAAUCCAGAUGCUGUCUUUGAGUUUGGCAUAGGGAUUUAG